Messenger RNA from Peromyscus leucopus (white-footed mouse), 1037 nucleotides. Its product is annotated as olfactory receptor 5M11-like. Gene Ontology annotation, biological process: G protein-coupled receptor signaling pathway; sensory perception of smell. Gene Ontology annotation, cellular component: membrane. NCBI's taxonomy places the organism in Eukaryota, Metazoa, Chordata, Mammalia, Rodentia, Cricetidae. The transcript has a single exon. The coding region runs from base 26 to 1000 and encodes 324 amino acids. Gene Ontology annotation, molecular function: G protein-coupled receptor activity; olfactory receptor activity; odorant binding. The record is from RefSeq and is a predicted model, not a curated record.
GGAUCACAGAACCAGCUCUAAGGAGAUGCCCCUCACAAACAGCACCAAAAUUACAGAAUUCAUUUUACUGGGGCUCACGGAUAGCCCAGAACUGCAGCCACUCCUGUUCGUGCUGUUUCUGCUGGUUUACCUUGUCACUGUCUUAGGCAACAUGGGCAUGGUGGCCCUGAUCAGCCUGGACUCCCGCCUUCACACACCCAUGUACUUCUUCCUCAGUAACUUGGCAUUUGUGGACCUGUGCUAUACAUCAACUGCAACCCCACAGAUGUUGACUAAUUUCUUAUCAGACAAGAAGACCAUUUCCUUCAUUGGCUGCUUUAUCCAGUGCUACCUUUUCAUUGCCCUUCUCCUCACCGAGUUUUACAUACUGGCAGCCAUGGCCUAUGACCGCUAUGUGGCCAUAUGUAAUCCUCUGCGUUACAGUGUGAAAAUGUCCAGGCGGGUCUGCAUUUGCUUGGCUGUAUGUCCUUAUGUCUAUGGCUUUUCAGAUGGGCUAUUCCAAGCCAUCCUGACCUUCAGUAUGACCUUCUGUAAAUCCAAUGUCAUCAAUCAUUUCUACUGUGCUGACCCACCACUCAUUAAGCUGUCUUGCUCUGAUACUUAUAUAAAAGAACAUGCCAUGUUAAUAUCAGCAAGCUUUAACCUCUCCGGUUCCCUCACAAUAAUUCUGGUAUCUUAUGCCUUCAUUAUUGCUGCCAUCCUAAAGAUCAAAUCAGCUGAAGGAAGGCGCAAGGCAUUCUCUACCUGUGGUUCCCACAUGGUGGCUGUCACAUUGUUUUAUGGGACUCUCUUCUGCAUGUAUGUAAGACCGCCCACUGACAAGACCGUUGAGGAAUCCAAAAUAAUAGCUGUCUUCUACACCUUUGUAAGUCCAAUGCUGAAUCCAUUGAUCUAUAGCCUGAGGAACAAAGAUGUAAAGCAGGCAUUGAAAACAGUCCUCAGGCGAAACGUUAACAGGACAGCAAUGAUACCUCCAUUUUCCAAUAAAAUACAAUCAUAAUUUUGUGACAAAUGUAUUUAUAUUUUUAUGCUUAGAU